This is a messenger RNA of Paramuricea clavata, 13061 nucleotides long. The record is from the annotation of a GenBank genome assembly. NCBI's taxonomy places the organism in Eukaryota, Metazoa, Cnidaria, Anthozoa, Malacalcyonacea, Plexauridae.
CAAACGAGAGAAUGAAUAAAAACAUGGCAGUAAGCCACGUACUUACUGUCUUUUUACAAAUUUCUCUCGUGUUUUUAAAUAUAUUUUAUAUUAUUUCUGCCAAGAAAUGUGCAGAUAUACAGUGCAAAGGUUAGUGCUUUUUACAUAUUUUUAAUAUUGCUCGAAUUUUGUAGUGAACUAUAUUUUAUGCGUCUUUCGAAUUGUCAUCCUUUAUAAAUAGGUGUUGCAAAUAUUAAAUAUAUAUUAUAAUUAAUCUUGAAUUAUUCUAUAUGAUUGAUACAAUAGUGUUUCGGUUGACUUUCAGUUUUACUGGGUUUAACGUAACUACUUUAAUUUAAUACUGGAAUUUUCGUCCAAUCGGGUAUCCCACUGAGACAUAUAAUAAUAAAAUAAAUUUGUGCACCAAAUUAAUUGUAUUAAUACAUUCGAAAUAUUCUAUUAGCAGAGACAUUGGGGCAGGCGGAAAAUUAAAUCGAUACUUAUAAGCAUUUGGAAUUGUGGAGAAGUUUUGUUUGCUCUUGUGUCUGCUGACAAUAAGCACUUGAAAAUUUAAUAUAAAUUAGGUUAUAGAGUUUUCAAAUUUCAUUUUAGUUAAAAGGCAGUCAACAAGUUACAAGCAGUUUUUGUCUUGCUAUUGUGGAAUUGUUUUCUCAUUGUUUUGAGCCCUUACCUCAUCUGAGUUUGCCAUAAAACAACAAUGUGAAAUGAGUCUGCAAUUGGAGGACAAAAUUUAUUGUUGAUAGCUUUCCAAUCUCAAAGCUGACCCAAGGCAAUGACCCUUUCAAUGUUUUGUAAUAUUAGCAUUGCUUAAUUGAAAUGUCUCCUGGAUAAUUAAAAGCCUGCUGCUACAUAGAUGGAUAAACUUUGUUUGCAAAUUUUAUGUUAAAUUGCCUGCCAGUAUGCGUGGUCAAGUAAUUUUGAAUAAUCUUGCAAUGUAACAGCACAAUUCAAGUGUGGUAAGGCAUGCGACAUAGCAUGUGCAUGCCUAUUGGCAGGCAAACAAAUGUGCAUUUCGGGCGCAAAAUCAAAACAAUGUUUACCUGUCUAUAAUAUGCACAAAGUCUGUUAUUGCCUUGUUAUCUCAAAUUAGUACAAUUUCAGUAUUGACAAAUGGCCUUUGAGCAUUCUGAUUGGCUCCCUCAGCAGUAACUCUGAGGCAAUAGUUACUGCUCUGAGCAGUAACUAUUGGUUUUCCAAAAAUAUGGCUGAAAAUCAGAUGCAAGUAAAUUCUUUAUGCAAAUUAUAUUAAUAAAAUAAACAUGUGUAUUAGUUGUAUUUAUAAAUAAAACUGAGAUUAUACUAAAACAAUUACUUGCCUCAGGCUCCAUGAUUACAAGUCUAUAUGCACUUCGCAUUGCUCCAAUUAUGGGAACCCCUUAAUUACAUAAAACAUUAACAUUAAUAAUGAACGAUAUAGAAUGUAUAACAAACUUACAAAAUGACAUCAGACAACUAGCAACAUCUUAGAGACCCGGUGCUAUUACAUUUAACACAAUACAUGUAGAUUUCCAUGUAUGAGGAUUGUCACAUAGCAUAGCACAUUCAUAUAAGAACUCUUUAGUCCUGAUUUAAAAGCAUGCAGUCCAAUAUUUUUAUGACGAAAGUCAUUAAGUUGCAUCGCAUGCCAAUGUGCCCUACUUUAAUAAUUAUUAUUUUACUCUACUUUAAUAAUUAUUAUUCUACUGUCUAACACCAGACUAUUUUACUUGUCAGGGGAAGAGUGCUGGCACUCAUUGGGUUUAUAUUGGGUUAAAUAUCUUAGUAUCUGUAAUAUAUAUAUGUAUAUAUAUAUAUAGUUUUUUAAUUCUAACAAAUUUUCUUAUAUCUAGGUCCAAUAUCAAUAGCCAUUGCACUUAAAGAUCAUGAAUCUUUUGGUGAAAAUUAUUUACGUUUUAAGAAAGGAGAUAAACUCACUAUCUACAGUAAAUAUGUUGGAGGUGAUAACUCAGUCUGGCAAGGAAGUCUGGUAUGAAGAAUUUUUAUUUUGUCAAAUCUAGAUAUUCUAAUUAUUCUCUGCAGCAGAUUGUGGUGAAUUGUGGGCAGUUAUCAGAGGGAGGCAAUAAUGCUAAUUAUUUCCAUUACAAUAGUUGUCUUGUAUUUUGUGGAGGCAUUAUUGAUAACUGACGUUCACCUCAAUCUGUUGCUUUCUAAUUCUUAUUAGGGGUGCACCGGAACUCGGUUCCGGCCGGUUAGUUCCGGCCGGAACCCCGAUUUUUUAGAGUUCCGGUUCCGGCCGGAACUAGUAAAAAAAGCAUGGCCGGAACCGGAACUCUGUUGUUUUCAGAGAGAUAGAAUAUCAAACGUUUUUGUGUCUAACAAAAGGUCACAGUAGGAAGAAAAUUGGACUACGCAAGGGAAAUGCACACUACUAACAUUUCAUUAUGACGUUUAACGUUUGUCAAUCUUUUUAUUCUAACAUUUGCGAGCUCUCCCCUUUAUGACUUGAAGUGUCUGCCAGCGGACAAAGUAACAUAUGACUAUAUAUGGCUUAAUAAAUUAGUUCCGGUUCCGGCCGGAACUUCCGGUCGGAACUUUUUUCCAGUUCCGGUCGGAUCCGGUUCCGGCCGGAACUUAAAAAACUGGUUCCGGUGCACCCCUAAUUCUUAUUGAAAUACAAAUAUUAUGGUCUGGUACUCCAUUUUUUUCUAGUCAAGUACCAUGUAGGUAUGAACUUACUAUGCACCACUCUGCAUACUUGCCCAAGCCCAAGGUAUUCAAAACAAUAUUAAUGUGGUAUACAGUAUGUGUAAAUCUGGCAUGUCUUGGCAUGAAACAUGAUUGGACUGGUGGGCCAAAGGAAUGUUGGAGAGGAUAAUUGUAGUGUCUAUAUUAGGUUUGGGCGGUUUACCGGUUUUUCGUUUUUUUCCGGUUUUAUUUUCAAACCGGUUUUUUCGGUUUAGCUUUUACAAAAACCGGAAAACCGUCAUUACGAAAUUGUUUACUGUCAACGCCCGAAACUCGAUCCUAAUUCUCAAAACAUGACACUAAUUAAACACAAUUACAUGACACUAGAUACAAAUUAUAUUCUUUUUCUGUAAAGUCGGUAAGAACUAAAGAGGUAUAAGUUUUCAAAUGCGUUCUUGACCCUUUUAUUUUAAAACCGAACUCGUUUUAGGUUACCUUUACACAAUUUUGCGUUUUGUCAUGUUCUGUUCGUUUGUGCUUAUGUCAAAAAAAUACCAUAAUUCCCUCUCAUUCAGUUGAAAUACAAAUUAAAGGGAAAAACCGGUUUUCCAGUUUUACCGGUUUAGAAUCAGACGGUUUUUCGGUUUUGAUUUUAAGCAAAACCGCCCAAGCCUAGUCUAUAUAUGCAAUUGCGAUCCUUCAUAGUUUCAGGUUGCCAAAUGAACACUUUUCAGAAAAUGUACUUUAUGUACUUCAUUUGGAUGUCUCUAUCUGAGACAUGAUCUCACAUAGACAAUUUAUGGUCAAAAUAGAACAAGAGGGUCUAUUGCAGAAUGCUAAACUAGACAACAACAUAUUAGUAUAGAUAGAUUUAUUUGAACUUGUUCUUAUUUAUCAUAGAUAGGAUGCCCAUAAUGAAAAUUACUGGGAAACCAGUAAUGUAUGUUAGCCUCAUUAAAUAAAGUAUUAUUAUUAUUAUUAUUUUAAAGACUAAGUAGACCUUGAGUCUUACAUUUUUACCAGCUUAGGUAUGCGUCAAUAACCAUCGGGCUACCAGUCAUGUAUAGAUAGAUAGAUAGAUAGAUAAACUUUAUUUAAACACGCUGACCCCGUCAACCGAAGCUGAUUUCCACGAGGGGCGUGCGAAAAGUAUACAGAAAAGAAUUUUAAAACUAUUUACAAAAUUAUAUAAGAUAUAUAGUAUUAUAUGAACUAACAAACUAAGGUAGUAAUCUAUAUACAGAUAAUAUUAACAUCUAUGUUAAUUAGCUAUCAAUCAAUGUGAGUAGUGAUUUUCUUUCGAAAGGAAGAAAAGGAUUUGCUCUCUCUUAUUUCUUUAGGAAUAGAAUUCCAAAGGUGUGCUCCGUCAUACACAAAACUUUUUUUCAUAUUAUUAGUACGCGGUUGUGGUAAACAAAGACUACUUGAAAUGUUCCGAAGUUUGUAGUUUGUCACCUCACCCUUAUAUGUGAAGAGAUUACUGAGUGAUUUGGGUCCCAUUUUAUUCAAUAAUUUGUACAUGAUUUUUGCGUUACUUUUCUUCCUUUCUGUUUUAAGUGGCUUCCAACCCAAUGCUUGCAAUGCAACAGAGUGAUCUAUGUCAUUGCUCAUAUUCAAAAUAAUCCGAGCAGCUCUGUUUUGUAGUUUUUGGAGUCUUUUUGAUUGCGUUUCUCCAAACACAUCCCAUACUUCACAGCAGUAAUCGAAGUAUGGGCGAACAAUAGCAUUAUAUACAGAAAGAAGUGUUUGCUUAUCAGUAAAUUCUUUUAAACGUCUAAGAGCCGAUAUUCCAGAUGUAAUUUUCUUGCAAAUAUUCUCAGUGUUAGUUUUCCAAGAUAAAUGCUGGUCAAUUGUCACUCCAAGAGUUUUGGAUUCAUAAACUUGUUUAAUUGACUCGUUUUCAAUUUUCACAUUUAGUUGCAAAUUUGAAAUAUUUUUUAUCAUAUCAUAUUGAAAUAUUUUUUAUUAUAUCAUAUUGAAAUAUUUUUUAUCAUAUCAUAUUGAAAUAUUUUUUAUCAUAUCAUAUUUUAUCAUAUUGUUUGUAAUUACUGCACCCUGAUUGAUAUUGCAAAAUGCCAUGUUUACAGGGAGGGACUCCAGCCAGGUUUCUUAAAAGUGAUUUUGUUGAAGAAAAGACAAAAAUUGUUGAUGAAGAUAAAUUGGUUGACCUAGCAUCAGACACCGAGGUAAGUCGUAUCCGUAACAAGGUAUUUUUGACUUAUUCAGUAGCCUCCAGUCGUAGCCACCCAUCCAAGUCCAAAAACACUUGUAAUUGAUAAUUUUUCAUAAUUUUCAAAACAUUAGGGUCAUGUAAAAGCUCCAGUGAAUGAAGGCCAGCUACCAGAAGAAUCUCAACAACAUGCAGAUGAAAUGCAUGAAGAAGCAAGCAAGGAUGAAAGUGUAACCAAUAGUUUGGGGAAUCCUGAUGUUUCCAGUGAUUCUCCUGUAUUAACAUCAAGCACUGAUGAUCACAUCCAAGCUGAACACAAACAUCCCACUAACGAGGAUGCUAACAAGGCUGCUAAAGAACCUCCUAACGAGGUUGCUGAUGAAGCAGCUAAUGAGGGUAAAGACAACAGGGAACAUAGUCAGGAUAAACUGACAAAUGACAAUGAAAGGACAGUCCAGGAUUCUGAACCAGUAAAUAACGACCCUAAAAUUGGGGAUGAAAGUCAAGUUCCAGAUGACGAUAAUAAUGAUCAUCAAGAAACAAUGGAGGAUAACGACGAGGGUGUUGAUGAUAGAACUGAGAGAACUCGGGUCUAUACUGAUCCAAAUGGUGUUCAGUAUGACAUGAGAAUUGAAUAUUCAAAUCCUCAAGAUGAAGAGAGCAAUGAUGAUGUUAAAGUUGUUGGAGCAGCAGAGCAAGAACAGCCCCACAGUGGUGAAGAUGAUCCAGCUGGGAAAGUGGAUGAAGACAAGGUAGAAAGCAGGCCCAUAACUAGGAUUUUAGAGCCGAGCACCUUUCAGAAAUUGAGCUUACCUGUAGAAAAAAGCUUACCUAUAGAAAAAAGCUUACCUAUAGAAACGCAAUUUCCUGCAUUCUGAGAGCAGUUUUAUAAACAGUGACACAGGUGCAUAAAAAACCCUGCUAACCCACACUUCUGUUAUUGAGGUGUUAUAAACUAGUGCCCUCUUAUCCGGGUGGAAGGGUGUACAGCCCCUGAAAAUAUACACCCCCUUACUUUAUUAUAUGUCUGUGCAGGGAAAUGGUCAAGAUCUGAAUGCCGAAACACCAGGAAGUGAUCAAGAAACAAAGACGGUGAAAAAGGAAGGAUUUUUCAGCAGCAUUGGGAACAUUGUAUCAGAUUUCACAGAAAAUAUCAUCAAAGAUUUUCAAGGUGAAGAGGAACGAAGUGGUAAGAUUUCAGUUUCAAACUUUCCCAGUAUAAAGAUACGCAUGAAGCCACUUAUAGUGAUUGAUUUAAAACACGAAAACAUGUGUUGAGGUGUAUGAUAAAUGAGUUCAAGUAUAAGAUAUAACUUCUCAAACAAACUAGCAUUUGAAGAGAAAUUUAAGAUUUAUCUUUACAACAAUAGACAAUUCCCGUUAUAGACUAAUUUUAAAAUUAGGUAAGGAAACUCAAAUAAAUCACCACAGCUAGAAAGAGCAUACUAAAAUUAGUAAAAUUACAAAGUUUGGUUGCGAAAUGUUGUAAAAUGAGGAAAGUAUAGCCUUGCAAAGUUCGCAAAUUUUGUAUACUUUUGUAUUGCUUGCGGAAAUUCCUACCACAUUCCUACCACAUUUAGGCCGAAAAUGUCGCACGCAAUACAAAAGUAUACAAAAUUUGCAAACUUUGUAAGGCUAUAUUUUCCAAAUUUUACAACAUUUCGCAACCAAAUUUUUUAAUUUUACUAAUUUUAGUAUGCUCUUUCUAGCUGUGGUGAUUUUAUUUGCAUCUCCUUGCCUAGUUUUAAAAUUAGUCUAUAAUGGGAAUUGUCUAUUGUGAUAUUACUUUAUUUUCUGUGCCUAUGCUAAUCCACCCUGUCGACUUUCCCCGUGGAAGGAAACCGGAGCACCCGGAGAAAACCCACGACUUUCGGCAGAGCGUUGACAGAUUCUAUUCACAAUAGUCCGCACAUGAGUCCGUAGCGAGAAUCGAAUCCACGAUCACAGAGGUGGAAGGCGCUUGCUAUGGCGACUGCUGGAGUGGAUUAUAAUCUCUAACUUAUUUUCUGCUAGACAAAGAGACGAAUAGCAACCUGGAACAAGAAAGAGAAGACCCGGUAAACAGUGAAAAAACUGAGGAGGAAAAAGCUGACGAGAAACAGGAUAUUAAAAUAGACAGUAGAGAGGAUGGAUCAAACACGAAGCCAUCAGGAUUCAAAGGAUUUCAAGAACGAUUUCAGCAAUUGAAAGCAGCACGACUUGAAAAGAUGAAAGACGACACCGCACGAAAAGAAGCGAGCGUCUCGCCUGCUGUAGAUGAAGAAGAAAUACUGAAAAGAGAAGCAAAGCGAACGGUUGAGGAAAUUCCAGGAUUAAUGAAAGAAGAAAAGAAUGAGGGAGGUGAAGUUGCUAGUGAGGGAGUCAAGAAUGAGGAAAUGAUAUCUCGGGAAAGUGGUGAUAAAACUGGAAGUCAAAAACCUACUGCUAAACAAUACUCAGAUAAAGGUAAACAACCCUUCACAUUAUAGUUGUUUUUGAAACCGCAGUUGCUGAUACCUGUCAGCUUAAAAAUAUAUGCAUUCCGAUGUUACGACCAUAUGGGAACUACACUUAACUACUGGAUAUCCCUAUCAUUUCUAAAUGUUUUCCUUGGAGUCUAGUAUGGGCUGUCACAUAGUAGGAAAACUUCGGAUUGAUAGGGAUACAAUUACAUGACAAAAUAAUUGUAGUAACCACUGUGCCAUCACUUUCUCUCUGUGUUUUUAUCUUGCAGUGUUGUGUAGAUCCGUGCCUGUUGAAAACCGGGAUAUAUGCAUGGCAAGUGGGAGUAGAGAGAAAUGUUUGAAGGAUAACUGUUGUUUUGACGAGACUGCUGAACCUGCAAGACAAUGUUUCUUUAAACCAAGUGCCCCAGGUAAACAACUACUGUCCUUUAAUGUCCAUCGAAAGACAAAUAGAAAAUUUAUCUAAAUUACUUGCCUCCACUGUACAAGACUAAUACAUAAAAUUAAAUGGAGUCACAUCACUUUUUCACUGUGGAAAUUGUACAAUCACAAAUACAAUCUAUCCCACAUUCUUUAAUGCAGUACUUCUAUUUUAUAACAGAGUCUGGUUUCACUGAAGAAGAAUUACAAGAAUUACUUUCGGACGAAGAAGAAAAAUCGGACGAAGGUAACGAGGCGGCCGUGAAAACAGAUAAAGACAGUUCAGAAAGCAGCGAAUCUGAAAAGUCGAGCAUUGGUGAACAAGCAGACAAAACUGCAGAUGUCUCUGGUGAGACAAAGGAAUUGAAAGAUGUUGAAUUAGACGAUGGGAGGAAGUCAGAAACUGUUGAUAAAAGUGAUGAUGAAAGUGAGAACGGUGAUGAAACAAAAGUUAUAGGAACUGAAGUGGACGCUGAUAAAAAUAUAGACUCAGUUCAAAAAGCUAGUAGUGCCGUAGGCAAAUCUGAGAGUUUAGAUGAAGUGAAUAAAUCUUCGCCAAAGGUUUCAUCAUCGGAGAAAAGCGAUACAGCCGAAACUGUUGAUAGUACAGCCAGUAGGAAACAGGCUGAAGGAAUGUUGUCUGAGGCGAGAGACAGUGAUGAUGAUAAACAAGAGGAAAUUGAUGACAAUGACCCAAAAGAUGAAAUGAUUGAAGAGAAGCCAAUAAGUGGUUCAGAUACCAGUAAAGAUGAUGCCAUUAUAGACACACAGGAGUCCUCAGAUGUCAGUAUUGAUUCAAGCAAUGAAACAGCAAGUGUUGACUCCAAAGAAAAACUUCAGGAUGAAUCUGAUGAUGAAGGUGUAAGUGGACUUUCGACUAGUGGUUCUAGUGCCAGUAUAGAAAAAGAAGAAUCUUUGAUGGGAGGUGUUACUGAAUCAGGAGAGGUAGACGGCCAAGACAAGGAGGUGAGGUCAGUUCAUGAUUCGGAGGAUGAUACAAGUUCAGUUUCCUCAACAAAAGAAAACGGUGGAAGCAGUGCGGAAGGAAAAGGAGUAAGUGCUGAUGCAACUUCAAAAGAUAAAAUACAGGAGGAAGUAGGAGCGAUAGACAAAGACAGUGAAUCUGUCGAAAGAAAGGAUGAAGUUGACGAGGAAGGAGAAAGUGAGCACAAAGUUCAAGAUGAAGGUGGGGAUGAAACUCGAAAUCCUAGCGAUAGUGAAGAUGAAAUGAAAAGUAGUGCUAAUGAUUCUAAAAGUGAAACCACCUCGCGAGAAGAACCAGCUGGGAGAGAAGGUGUUUCUGAUGAAGAUAAAAGUGAACAAGAGCCAGAAACUGAAAGCAAUGGAAUUACAGAUAGACAAGGAGAAACUCAAGAUUCGCAAGACAAUCCUAUUGAUGCAACUUUGAUAGACGAAAUGGUAGAAGAAAACGAGGAAAUUCUUUCCGAGGACAAUGUUAAUGAAAAGAAAGAAGACCAACCUGAUACGCAAGGAAUCUUCGCUAGCUUAAAAAAGUUCCUACCUGGCGGUGGAAGUACGGAAGAAGAAAAUACGAAAUCUAAAGAGGAAACCUCGGAUGAAAUUUUGGAUGUGAACAAGAUUAAAGUUCCCGAGAAAGUAGAGAAGGUUAACGCAGAAGGUGAUCAGGGGAAGGUGAAAGAUGAUACUCAGGAAAGGAGGAAAGAUAGUGAAAGUUCGGAGAAUGUAAAAGAAGAUCAAGCUGACUUGAAAUCUGAACAAGUCCAGGAAGGCGGUGAAACAAACGUGAAAGAGGCUUCUAUUGAAGAAGAGUCUGACAAAGAUGUUGAUGACGAUGACAAAGAGAUGGCGGAGGAACUUUUAGCAGAUAUUCUGGAGGACGAAUCUUUAAGCAUGGAAGAUGCUACCGAUUCAGAAACCAUUAUUUCUGAGACUACAGUCAAGCAAGAUAGUGAAAAUAGUGUGGAGUCUGGUUCAACUCACUUUCUAAAUAAUACUGAAGCAACUUUGCCUGUGGAAAAAACUCUUGAUAAAGAGCUUGAGGUCAAUGAUAGCACUUCGCAAGGAGGUGACGAUAUGAAGACUGGAAUCAAAGAGACUGAAACUGGAGUGGAAGAAACGAAAACUGGACUCGAAGGAACGGAAUCAGUUGAAGAAACGAGAAUAGAACCUGAUAUUGUUCCAUCUAAAACGUCUGCUAUUGGGUCAUCAGAAACGAGCACUACCGGACAUCGACCUUUUGAAAAGAAGUUUCCAAAAAUUGCUUCGAAGUGGAUGGAAAAUAAACUUAUGAAAGGAAAACGAAUGGCGGAGAAAGAUACAGAAGAAGGAACAUCGGACAUGAAUGGAAACGUGGAUUCUGAAAAGGUGGAUAAAGAGCAGCAUGCUGGAAAUAUGGAUGGAAGCCUGGGUUCUGGAGCGUCAGAUAAGGAAGAUCCGCAUUCUGGAACGUGUGCCAAAGAUGGUACUUGCGAAGGAACUAACACAUUUUCUUCCAGUACACACAGAUCUAUUUUAGAAAAUGACAAAGAUCACGACGAUGACGACAUUGUGGAACCUAGUCCUCCUGACGAGGAACCGGAAGUUAAAAGCGUUAAAGCACAGUUCCGGGAAAUACUAGCUGUUGCUGUGAAGAACUUCCGAGAAUAUCAUAAUCUCGCUGCUGAGUAUGGAUUGCAAAUGUUGAAGCCAGUCAAGAAUGUUGUCAAAUCGCUCGGAGAACAGAUGGGAUUAGGAGAGGUAAGUGUUGGUGGUGACACUAAACUGACUUUAUUUCUACUGGAUAACUCCAAUCUUUGUAGCAACUUGAUAAAAUAACAACAUUGUUACAGCUUGUUGACAAGCUUGCUACAAGCGUGUUGUGAACACAUCUUGUUGACAAGUUGGGAUUGCCUGUGAAACUUUUAUGUGUGUAUUUGGAAAAAACCUGCAAUGUUUCGUGCAGUCAAACUGCAUGCAAUAUUCUCGCAUGUAACUGAUGUGUACUUUACAUUUUUAUCAGAGUAUAGAUUACGUGGAACAAGAAAUGAAACAAGGUCCACAGGGUGUAAUUGCAGUGACGUUGAUUUUGAUUGCAUUUGCUGCUUACUUUAUGUUGAGUGUUUUGGUAAGUUACACUGAUCUUUGACUUCACUUUUUGAACUGCGAGUUCUCACUCCAGAUAUAUAUGGAAGUCACUGGAAUGGAAUUUGAUUAACGGUGACUUGUUCUCAGUGAGUUCCAUGUAUAUCUGGAGUGAGGACUCGAGUCCAAAAAGUGAAGCCAAAGAUGGUGGUAUUGGACGUCAGUUUCAGUCCCUUUCUAUUGUUUUUGUCUGCGUGGUCUGCAAAGAGGGUGCCGAAAUUUGUAUUUCGACUUCAAUUUACAGUAAAGAAUAAAACUAUGGUUUUAUUAACUGAUAACUUGAUUAGCGAUACGAUCCGUUAAAAAUUGGUAUUAGCUGGGGGGAAAUGGGAUUGAAACUGUUGACGACCUUCAGAGCUAUUGGACGUCAAUUGGCGCCAUCUUGGCUUCACUUAUGUCAUAGGCCGAAUGACUGAAGUUCUUGCUCUAGAUAUAUAGAGAGCUCACUGCUUGUGCCAACCUUUUCUCUGAUUAAAGUAUUCUCAUUUCUAGUGUGGGGGAAAAGUGCCACCUGCGUAUGGGCCUAAUCUAAAAGGUAUCGUCUUUCCUUCAUAGUUUACUCCGUCAAAUCUUGGAAAGGGUUUUAGAUAACAAUUACUAAUUUUGUUGUUCUGAUCAGAUAUUUUUAAGACGUACGAAGGGAGAAUCCGAAUCCUUGAAGAGGAAUGCUCGGGCUAUGAAGAAAAAAUUAACAACUUGAAAAACAAGGCUGAUGAGCAUGGAGAAAAUGUACGUAAUACAGUAAUUACUGUACAUACUGUACGCUAGAGAAUAACUGUAGCAGGGUUUUGUACAUGAAUGGAAAUUUCGGGUGUGAAAUUUUAUACAUUUUUAUACAAAACCCUUGUACAAUUAGUUGAUUUUCCGCUAGAGAAUAAUAAACUGUUAUUCCUGUUAUUGGCUAGCUUUCCUGACUGAAAAUUUGUUUAAAUGUUUUGUACAGAGCUCUGCACUUGAGAAACAGCUGGAUGAUGAAAAACAUGAGCGAAACAAAUCCGAUAAACAGAUUUCAAUUCUUAAGGUUUGUAUUUUGUGCGGAGCACAUCAAUGAAGAUAUGGUCUGGAAACUCUGCGAAAUUUCAUUAUUCUGAAAACUCUCACAAACUGCUCUGUUGUAUGUUUUUGUUCAUGAUUAUGCAAACUUGUGCAUGAUCGGAAGACAGUAUUUUUGGCAUAUAAUGAAGCAAUCAUACAAUGGCAUCAGCUCGUCGAGUCACUCAAUAGAUGAUUCCCCUUAUUACGUUUUCGUAGCGCUUUGCAAUGUGGUUAUAGUGGUAUCACUGAUAUUCAAGAUGGCUUAUUUUUUGUCCUGACCCGUGAAAGAACUUUUAAAAAAAGCUAGGGUCAGGUGCACGAUAGCCAACAACAAAAUAUUCGCGAAAACAUUCAAUAUUUUCAUUCGAGGCCGCUAUCUUUAUCAGUGAUACCACUGUAACCUCAAUGCAAAGCGCUACGAAAACGUAAUAAGGGGAAUCAUCUAUUGUACUGUUGAAAUAUAUAACUAACUGUGGAUGGUGAAGCUAUCCCAACAUAAAAUCGUGCCUCCGAACUUUGCCAAGAUUCUGGAUCAUAUCUUGACUACGAUGAGAGUUUCUUCUAUUUCUCCACUAUCACGUGCUUCUGUGACCUGCUUCUCUUGCAUGCAAUGCCAGCCUACUCUUCUAAUAAUCUUUUUUCACUUGAUCAGGAAAUUGUUCAAAAUUACAAGGAAAAAGUUGAGCUGUUGGAAGAGGAAUCAUCAAAAUUAAAACAAUCCUUAGACCAAAGGACCGAGCGUAUUAACACCAUGGAAGAACAGGUUUGGAAUUUUAAACAUUAAAAUUUAAAUUAAACGGUUUUGGGGCGAAGGAAAUUGUGAAGACUGGCUUAACCAAGUGAUGUUUUCCCAUUUUAGCUGUCUGAGAAAUCAAAUGAAAUAGAGACAACAGAAGAAAAAAUUAAUAAGGUGAGUAUACUUGCGUUAAAAAAAUAGUUAUAUUUUGCGUUAUUUUUCAUAGCUAAAUUUAGCAAUGAUUUUUCUUGAUUUUAAAAUGGUGAAAAUAACCUUUAGAGUUAGGUAUAAAAACAGCUAAAGAUGCGAGUUUAUAUAACUGAAGUGUUCAAAUUUGUUCGCCAGUCACAUUCAUCUGCAAACGUGAAGAAUGCGCAAUUCCUUAUGCCAUUUGCCUUGUUGUAGCUGGAAGAACAGUUGAAAGAAAAAGACGAAGAAAAAAGUGAAUUGAAUGGAAAAAUUGAUGAAUUUAAACAACAGUUGUCUAAAGCUGAAGACGACACAGACAGGGUAGGAAAAUACUAAAGAG